AUGUGGGACCGUGAAGAACCUGCCGUGGUACAUGGGGAUGGAGUCACUGGUGAUGCACUCAAGGAGUCAGAUGCCGAUGGUUUAGGACGCUUGACCCGAGAGGAACGACUGGUGUCGGUGAGCUGA
Peronospora matthiolae is the source of this 126-nucleotide messenger RNA. Lineage: Eukaryota; Oomycota; Peronosporomycetes; Peronosporales; Peronosporaceae. The record is from the annotation of a GenBank genome assembly.